Bufo gargarizans (Asiatic toad) is the source of this 1581-nucleotide messenger RNA. It is a transcript of the gene SUGT1, whose product is annotated as SGT1 homolog, MIS12 kinetochore complex assembly cochaperone. The transcript is spliced from 14 exons. The record is from RefSeq and is a predicted model, not a curated record. Gene Ontology annotation, biological process: protein stabilization. Gene Ontology annotation, molecular function: protein-folding chaperone binding. NCBI's taxonomy places the organism in Eukaryota, Metazoa, Chordata, Amphibia, Anura, Bufonidae. Bases 205 to 1200 code for a protein of 331 amino acids.
CACGGCCUCGUUGACAAGCGUAGUGAGUGCCCGGCGAAUCCAGAACUUUCCUGCGUUACCGUGCGAGUCUGGCUGUAGCCGGGCACAGGUGCUGACAUUCGGGCUGUGGGCACCGCUGGCUCUACCCUCUGCAUCUUCGUGCGGCACCUGAAAGUGUCGGUCACCGUCAUUGAAUAGAGUCUGAUAUCAGGGGGAUCAAGUACAAUGACAGACGUCGCAGGGUCUCAGACUGCACAGUUUUCCGAUAGUUACAUCACUGAAAAUCCCCAAAGAUCUUUAGAGGAGCUGACAAAGGCACUGGAAGAGAAAUCCGAUGAUGCCGCAUACUACAGCCAAAGAGCUUAUGCUCACAUACUUCUUCAGAAUUACAAUGAUGCUGUUUUGGAUGCGAAGAGGUCCCUCGAGCUCCAGCCUAACAAUGCAAACGCUUUCCUCAGGAAGGGGGAGGCUGAAUUCCACUUAAAGAAUUACUCAACUGCACAAGAUUCAUUUGAACAAGGCCAAACAUUGAAUUCAUCGGAGUCAUCAUUUUCUUCAUGGAUCAAGAAGUGUGAAGAAAUGUUAAACAGUUCGUCAUGUCCUGAACUGCAGUCCACUAACCAGAAGAAAGCAUUACCAUACAGACAUGACUGGUACCAAACAGAAUCUCAGGUCGUCAUUACAGUAAUGAUCAAGAAUGUGCAGAAGGAAGAUGUACACAUAUGGUUUACUGAGAGACAGUUGAGUUUAAAUGUGAACUUUCCGUCAGGAGAAAAUUACAACCUGACUCUCUUCUUAUUUCACUCCAUUGUGCCAGAACAAAGUACAUUUAAAGUGCUUUCAACAAAGAUAGAAAUAAAAAUGAUGAAGACUGAAGCUAUUCGAUGGGAUAAACUGGAGGGCCAGGCUGAGCGUCCGAUUAAACAUUUCGCACCAGAAUCCAUGCACAAAUACCCAUCAUCCUCUCAUUACACCAAGAACUGGGAUAAACUGGUGGUUGAGAUCAAAGAGGAGGAGAAAAAUGAAAAAAAGGAGGGGGAUGCUGCACUAAACGAACUUUUCCAGCAGAUUUACUCAGACGGCAAUGAUGAAGUGAAACGCGCCAUGAACAAGUCAUUUAUGGAGUCUGGUGGGACAGUCCUUAGCACAAACUGGUUAGAUGUGGGCAAAAGGAAAGUAGACGUUAGUCCUCCAGAUGACAUGGAAUAUAAGAAGUUCUAACAUUCAUCCCAGGAGCACAAUGAAAGUCUACAUUUAUCCGAACACCCUGGUGCCCAACAACUAGGUUGUCGAGCUUUUUAUGUCCUUGCUGUGCAUCAUUCAGAAUGUCUCUUCGAGAAUGCUUUGUGUUCGCCGCUUGUGUUAAAUGUUGCAAGAGAUUGAGUCACAAGUCUACCUUAUCCAUUAUUACUGUGCUGUGGGAAGGAGCCAGACUGGGGCUUUAUGCACAGCCAUUGUUAAUGCGCAUUGAGUUAUUUUUAUUGGUACUUGGGGUAGCAAGGUUUUUCACUUCUGACAGGCUGUUGUAAAUUUCUCACUGUGACCUACUGUUUGCCCCUUUUACGAACUGCAAAAUAUAAAUUUACUUUUUCAAAAAAAAAA